AUGCAAAAUAAUGCAGGAGAGACUGUCGUGGCGGUGGCAUCCUCAACUGGAUCAAAUCUUCAAAUCUCUACAGCUCCUCCCACCAUCACUGGCUCAAUGGCUGCUGUCAGAGAGUGGCUGAAAACUACUCCAUCUCCUGGUAGCAGCAAUGAUGAGGAAGAAACACCCACAACCACUGAUGUCGCAGCUGAACAGGAAGCUACAGCAAGAGCUCUACCUGGAUCAUGGCCAACACGACCCAUUCCAUCACCAUCAAUCUCAAUGUCAAAUCACAGUCCACGAGAGCUCGCAUCGUCUCCUCCGAUCGCUAGACUCCCCGCCGAUACACCGUCAGGUCACUCCGAUUCCAUAGACAUUGUCGCUCGAGAUACCACAACACCCACUACAUCAACUGUGAUCAGUGGCUCUCCAGGAACACCUACGUCGACAGAAACCAUCUUGAGACGAAAGGCAUCGUAUAGGGACGCUGCGGACUUGAUUGCACAUGCUGGAACAGGUGAUUCAACUAUAAUACGAACACCAUCAGUCAGCAAGCCUGUGACUGCUACUCGACAGCCAAGUCAGAAGUCAGCUAGUAGUGCAGCCAAGCGACAAAGUAGUAUAGUUGCUGCUGUAGGUGAAACUAUUGAUGAUGCGAGUAUCGCCGACAUAUCAGCUGCUGGUGAAGCCAAACAACCCAAAGCACCAAUAGAAAGAGCCAAUAGAGAUCUACCAACUCUUCCCGCAAACAUAGAAUCACCACCUGAUGCUGCAGCUUUGGCUGCAUCAUUAGCUUCCAAAGUCAACUUGGCACGACGAUUAUCAGCUUCUCAGCCUGAACGUUCAGCAUCGCUGCUGGCAGCUGCUGCUGAUCAAGAUAGUAGUGGCGUUGCAGUGGGGAUUGCAGCACAGCAAACAUCAACAACAGUGUCACCAUUGACUGCAUUAAGACCUGAAGCAGUCAACCUCUUUUCGGCAUUGGGACCACCACCAAGGAGGAGCUCUGCCGUCGCAUCCAUCAAUAUAAACAAUAAUGUCGUUUCCAUCAAUAAUAUUCCAGAUGGUAGCCUUCACUUGACUCAAGCAGCUGCCGUCAUGGAAAAACUGGAUAGUAACGAUACUCAAAAGCAAAUACCAUCUACCAUUGCAUCAUCAUCAAGUAAUAGUAAUAAUGAUAAUAUAAUCACAGCAGCAUCAUCUUCAUCAACACUUAUCCCACCUGAGAUGGUACCAACACCAAGCAGUAGCAGUAGCAACAGCAGUGCUCCAGCAUCACCAGCCACGACUGUAAAAGUUGCCAAUUUGAAACCAUCCACAUCCAAUAUUUCUAGUAGUAUUAGCGACUACAAUGCAGUAGCUCCAACUUCUCCUCCCGGUGCUCUGAGCAACCCACCAUCACCCAAUCUAUCAUCAUCUGCUCGUGGAUCUGGUGAGCGAUUGAGAGGUCGUGAUGUCAAAUCGCCACAUCGACAAUCGAUUAUAUCGGAUGUUGAUUCUGUGUCUGGAAUGGAGUCACUGAUCGGAGACUUGGCAGCUUCAGUCUCUGUAUCAGAUUCUGAAGAAGGAGCCCUAUCAGAAUUGGAUCCCUCAGAUGCCUACUCACUAUCCUCAGCUACAUUGGGUACACCAUCACUACCAGAACGUAUGGACUUGAUGAAGGCUCGAGCACGUAAAGCCAAGACAAAAGAAUCACAAUUCGAAGGUGCCAAAUUCAUUGUCGAAAAUGUACAGAAUCUACCCAAAAUCGACCAAAAGGCAUACUGUGAAGUGGCAGUCAAAACCUUGAAAAAGUUAUCUCAACAACAAAUGGCGGAAGCACAAUAUGCUCUUGCCAAUUUAUAUGUAUCGGGAAUCCCAGGCUUUGAAGAACGUCAUGAGCCCAAUUAUGAAAAGGCAGUCUCGUUGUAUGCUUCAGCAGCCAAGCAGAAUCAUGCUGAAGCGCUCUUCCAUUUGGGUCUGUGCUGUGAGAAUGGUGUUGGAACUAGGCAAUCAUAUGCUCGUGCCGUAACUUAUUAUCGAAAAGCCGCUUCCAGCAACCAUCCAGGUGCCAUGUUCCGUUUGGGUAUGUCCAUGCUUAGAGGUGAAUUAGGUCAGGCCAGGAACUAUCGAGAUGGUGUGAAGUGGUUGAAACUAUCAGCCAAGUAUGCCACUGCCAAAUAUCCGCAAGCCCUUUAUGAGUUGGCUUUAUUACACGAUCGUGGUGUAGCCCAUGUAGUAUUCCGAGACCACGAUUACGUUAUAGAAUUGUUGACCAAAGCUGCUGAUUUGGGUCAUGCACCAAGUCAAUUCAAACUUGGAGAGACAUACGAGUACGGGCAUUUCGGUGUUCGUGUUGAUCCUGGUGCCAGUGUGUACUUUUACUCAUUGGCUGCUGCUCAAGGGCAUCUAGAGGCCAUGUUUGAACUAGGAGGCUGGUAUUUGACAGGAGCCAACGACUCUGAAACAGGCUUUCAUCUCGAUCAAUCAUAUAGUGAGUCCAUGCGAUGGGUAGCUCAAGCAGCAUCACAAGGUCUACCUCGCGCCUUGUUUGCUAUGGGAUACUUUUACGAAAACGGUAUUGGUGUUGAACCAGACACGGCACAAGCAUGGGUAUGGUAUGAACGGGCAGCACAAAGUGGUGACCCGAAAGCUGUCAAAAAGAUGAUAGAACGACCCUCCGUAACACGACCAUCAGUUACAUCACCACCUACUACAACCACAUCAUCUUUAUCACCUCUACCAUCAGAACGCAACAAGUCUGGUGGUGGUAGUAGUAGUGGGAUUGGUUUAUUACGUCGAUCCAGUAUCAAUGUAUCAAACAACACUCUGGUCGCCACUACGAAUAGUAAUAAUAAUAGUAGUAAUACUGGGGCUACGUCUCCUCCACAAGCAACAAGUCCUGCUUUGAACAAGUCUGGUGUAAAGAUGGCUGAUUUGAGGGGUAUUGGAUUGGAAGGUGGACGACGAGCUAGUCGAUGCUCAUAG
Molecule: messenger RNA, 2943 nt
Organism: Synchytrium microbalum
Lineage: Eukaryota; Fungi; Chytridiomycota; Chytridiomycetes; Synchytriales; Synchytriaceae
Exons: 6
Coding region: 1-2943 (980 amino acids)
Molecular function (GO): protein binding
Source: RefSeq, a predicted model, not a curated record